UGGGAUUGCAGGCAUGAGCCACCACACCCGGCCCACUUCCUCCAUCUUUAAAGGUAUUCUCGUGGAUCUAAUCACCAACCGAUUUUGCUCUGCCCAAGCAAGAUCUGUUUCCAGACUGCUGAGCAGAUCUCGCCGCCAAAACCCUAAAACAGGAUCGCUGAGUCAGACUGACAGAAGCACAGACCCUCCCUGAGCCCGCCCUGUCCCGGCCCCACCCUCGGCCCCCGGCCCGGCCUGUACUUUGCGCGCGCAAUUUCCUGCAGACCCGGAAGUCGAGAUCGUGGAGUGAACGUUUCGCGCGCUUUUUCUGUAGACCCGGCAGCCGUUUGCGUGGAAAGACCGUCUAGCCGCCACCUGGUUCACUUUCAAAGAGACAUAUUAUGCAAGGAAGCAACUCAGAAGAGGAAAGAAAAGAAGUCAGGAAUGGCUCUUACUCAGGGGCAAUUGUCAUUCAGGGAUGUGGCCAUAGAAUUCUCUCAGGAGGAGUGGAAAUGCCUGGACCCUGGGCAGAAAGCUUUAUACAGGGAUGUGAUGUUAGAGAACUACAGGAACCUGGUCUCCCUAGGAAUCUGUCUUCCUGGCCUGAGUGUUACCUCCAUGUUGGAGCAAAAGAGAGAUCCCUGUACUCUGCAGAGUGAAGUGAAAAUAGCAAACAAUCCAGAUGGCAGGGAGUGCAUCAAAGGGGUGAACACAGAGAAAAGUUCUAAAUCAGGAAGCAAUGCAGGAAACAGUUCACUUAAAAAUCAACAUGGAUUAACUCUUCAGUUACAUCUGACUGAAUGGCAGCCAUUUCAAGCUAUAAGGAAUAUUUAUGGAUGUAAGCAUGUUGAAAAAUCUAUCAGUGACAAUUCCUCAGUUUCACCAGUUCAAAUAAGUUUUUCCAGUGUCAAAACCCAUAUUUUUAAUAACUACAGAAAUGAUUUUCUUUUUUCUACAUUACUCCCACAAGAACAGAAAGCACACAUUAGGGAAAAGCCUUAUGGAUGUAAUGAGCAUGGGAAAGUCUUCAGAGUGUCUUCAAGCCUUACUAACCGUGAAGUAGUCCACAUUGCAGAUAAAACUUACAAAUGUAGUGACUGUGGCGAGAUCUUUAGUAGCAAUUCAAACUUUGCACAACAUCAACGAAUCCAUACUGGAGAGAAGCCUUACAAAUAUAAUGAAUGUGGCAAAGUCUUCAAUCAGAAUUCACACCUUGCACAACAUCAGAAAAUUCAUACUGGAGAGAAACCUUACAAUAACAAUGAAUGUGAGAAAGUCGUUAGUCACCAUGCCUACCUUGCACAACAUAGGAAAAUUCAUACUGGGGAGAAGCCUUACAAAUGUAGUGAAUGUGGCAAAGCAUUUAGUGUGUGUUCCAGUCUUACUGCUCAUCUUGUAAUCCACACUGGAGAGAAACCUUAUGAUUGUAAGGAAUGUGGCAAGGUCUUCAGGCACAAGUCUUCCCUAACCACUCAUCAGACAGUUCAUACUGGAGAAAGACCAUACAAAUGUAAUGAAUGUGGCAAGGGCUUUAGUCGAAUUGCACUCCUUGCAAGGCAUCGGAAAGUUCAUACUGGAGAGAAACCUUACAAAUGUAAUGAGUGUGGCAAGGUCUUUAUUGGCAAUUCACGCCUUGCACGACAUAGGAAAAUUCAUACGGGGGGGAGGCGUUACAAAUGUAAUGAAUGUGGCAAAGCAUUUAGAACAUGUUCAGAUCUCACUGCCCAUCUUCUAAUCCAUACUGGAGAGAAACCUUAUGAAUGUGUAGACUGUGGCAAGGUCUUCAGGCACAAGUCUUCCCUAACCUAUCACUGUAGAAUUCAUACUGGAGAGAAGCCUUACAAAUGCAAUGAAUGUGGCAAGGUCUUCAGUCAGAAUUCAAACCUUCAACGACAUAGGAAAAUUCAUACUGGAGAGAAGCUUUACAAAUGUAAUGAAUGUGGCAAGGUCUUCCGUCAGAAUUCACACCUUGCACAACAUAGGAAUAUUCAUACUGGAGAGAAGCCUUACAGUUGUAAUGAAUGUGGCAAGGUCUUCCGUCGGAAUUCACACCUUGUGCGACAUAGGAAUAUUCAUACUGGAGAGAAGCCUUACAGUUGUAAUGAAUGUGGCAAGGUCUUCAGUCGGAAUUCACACCUUGUGAGACAUAGGAAUAUUCAUACUGGAGAGAAGCCUUACAGUUGUAAUGAAUGUGGCAAGGUCUUCAGUCGGAAUUCACACCUUGCGCGACAUAGGAAUAUUCAUACUGGAGAGAAGCUUUACAAAUGUAAUGAAUGUAGCAAGGUCUUCAGUCGGAAUUCACGCCUUGCACAACAUAGGAAUAUUCAUACUGGAGUGAAGCCUUACAGUUGUAAUGAAUGUGGCAAGGUCUUUAGUAAAAAUUCCAUCCUAGUACAACAUUGGAGUAUUCAUACCAGAGAGAAGCCUUAAAAAUUUAGUGAAACUGGCAGGGCGCGGUGGCUCACACCUGUAAUCCCAGCACUUUGGGAGUCUGAGGUGGGUGGAUCAUGAGGUCAGGAGAUUGAGACCAUCCUGGCUAACAGUGAAACCCCAUCUCUACUAAAAAUACAAAAAAAAAAAAAAAAAAAAAAUUAGCUGGGUGUGGUGGCAGGCACCUGUAGUCCCAGCUACUCAGGAGGCUGAGGCAGGAGGAUGGCAUGAACCUGGGAGGCAGAGCCUCCAGUGAACCGAGUGAGCCACUGCACUCCAGCCUAGGUGACAGAGUGAAACUCCAUCUCAAAAAAAAAAAAAAAAUUAGUGAAGCUGCCAAGCAUGGUGGCUCAUGCCUUUAAUCCCAGUACUUUGGGAGGCCAAGGUGGCCAGAUAACCUGAGGUUAGAAGUUCGAGACCAGCCUGACCAAGAUGGAGAAACCCCGUCUCUACUAAAAAUACAAAAUUAGCUGACUAAGGUGGCAGGCACCUGUGAUCCCAGCUACUCACGAGGCUGAGGCAGGAGAAUUGCUUGAACCUGGGAGGCGGAGGUUGUGGUGUGCCGAGAUUGCAACAUUGCACUCCAGCUUGGGCAAGAGGGGCAAAACUCGUUAAAAAAAAAAAAAAUUAUGAAGCCUUACAAAAGUAAUAAAUAUGGCAAAGAAUUUCAUAUGAAAUCAUGCCUCUCUACCCAUCUAUUAAUCCAUACUGGAAGGAAACCAUACCAAUAUAAAGAAUACAAGAAGAUCUUCAGGCACAUGUUUUCCCUAACCUCUCAUCAAGAGAAUUCACACUGGUGAUUGACCUUAAACAUGUAACAAGUGUGGCAAGGUCUUCACUUAAAAUACACACCUUGUAAACUAUCACAGAAUCCAUACUGGUGAGAAAUCUUACAAAUGAAUGACAGCAUCUUCAAAUAAAAUGCACAUCUGGCACAACAUUGGAAAAUUCAUACUGUAGAGAUACCUUUUAAAUGUAGCAAAUGUGGCAAAGUCAAAGUCACAAUUCACAUCUUGCACAUCAAAUAAUUCAUACUGGAGGCUGGGUGCGGUGGCUCACGCCUGUAAUCCCAGCACUUUGGAAG
Pongo pygmaeus (Bornean orangutan) is the source of this 3493-nucleotide messenger RNA. RefSeq names its product zinc finger protein 534 (gene ZNF534). The coding region runs from base 424 to 2409 and encodes 661 amino acids. Gene Ontology annotation, molecular function: RNA polymerase II cis-regulatory region sequence-specific DNA binding; DNA-binding transcription factor activity. NCBI's taxonomy places the organism in Eukaryota, Metazoa, Chordata, Mammalia, Primates, Hominidae. The transcript has 6 exons. Gene Ontology annotation, biological process: regulation of transcription by RNA polymerase II. The record is from RefSeq and is a predicted model, not a curated record.